This is a messenger RNA of Aspergillus ibericus CBS 121593, 1189 nucleotides long. RefSeq lists its product as uncharacterized. The transcript has a single exon. The record is from RefSeq and is a predicted model, not a curated record. The coding region runs from base 227 to 958 and encodes 243 amino acids. Lineage: Eukaryota; Fungi; Ascomycota; Eurotiomycetes; Eurotiales; Aspergillaceae.
UUUUUUUUUUUUUUUUUUCUUUUCCUUGUUCUAUUUUUUUUUCUUCUUCUUCAGCAGCAACAUCUAGGGUUAGGCUGACCUUAGCCUCCCUUCCUCUCUCUUCCCCCCCUCCCCCUCUUCCUCUCUUUCUCUUUUGCUACCCUCUUCACUUUCAAGUUCCACGUCCGGCCGUGCUCUUCACAGUUUCUGCUCCCAGAAGACAGCAGGGGUUGCCCCGAAAAGAAAAAUGGCCAUCCUCGACAAAGAAAAUCGCACUCGCGGCCUGCGAGUACCGUCCUUCGCCAUGAAAGGGUUCAAGCAGAAGUCCUCCGAUUCCCUGCCACAGAAAGGAGCCGAGCCUGUGCAGGCACCGGCGACGACGGUGACUCCGCCGCAAACGGACUCGGAGUCGCCUUCGCCGACUCCGCUGCCUUCCGCCGUACAACCGCGCCAUCCCCAGGAGGACUUCCUCCCACCCGCUCCAGCUGCCAAUUACACCCCUCCUCCGCGAGCAUAUCAGGCAUAUCGUCCUCCAGUGGCGGCAGUGCCGGUGCAAAGGACGCCUCCGUCGAGUGAGGAGGGUCCGGACCGGGUGAUACUACGCCCGGACGCAGAUGAGCCAUUGGAAGACUUCAUCCCGGAGCCCGAGCCGGAACUGGAUGGCACCGCCGCUCCCAUCGAACCCGUGUCCAGCGAGGAGAACAAUGGGCCAUGGACGCCUCCCGAGAUUGAGCCUGUCGCAGCACCGCUGAACAAGCUCCACUUUGCCUGCUACCAGGACCAUCGGUCCAUGCCCCCUGCCAACAAUGUCUGGCACACGCUUCCGUGCAUGACCUGCCAAAAGUUUGACCGCGAAGUCCGAUAUCGAUGUGUCUUCUGCUGCCUGCGCAUCUGCGCCAGCUGUUUCCAGACGCUGCAGACAUGCCCAAACCGCUCGUUGGCGCAGUUGAUGGAGACCAUCCCCGCGGCCAAAUUCUGAUGCUAUCCCGGCCUGGCUUGUCCGCACUCUUGCGCAUUCCUCUCUUCAUCUCUUUUCUACUUAAUGUCUGGCGCCUACAGAAGAAGGUUGCUACAUGCGCGCCACUUUUCCUUCUCGGUGCUUCCAACACCCGUGGCUCUUAUUUGUCCGACAGCCAUGCCCGGUGUACGUUUGAUGGGUCAUGGUGCUUUCACUGAUACCACUGGAAUUUCUUUGUUGCCACCUGUUUGU